Molecule: messenger RNA, 1167 nt
Organism: Mus pahari (shrew mouse)
Lineage: Eukaryota; Metazoa; Chordata; Mammalia; Rodentia; Muridae
Gene: Tmem14a
Product: transmembrane protein 14A
Exons: 5
Coding region: 329-628 (99 amino acids)
Biological process (GO): regulation of heme biosynthetic process
Cellular component (GO): mitochondrial membrane
Source: RefSeq, a predicted model, not a curated record
GGGGGCAGCAGACUCCAACCCUGCGCUCUCGGGGCCUACGCCGCCGGGUGGGGAAGCGACUUCCCAGGGCCUUGGCCUCUGCUGACCCAGAGCUGCACCCUGCUCCCAGGCCGAGGACAGAAGAAGGACGUGGGAUCUAGGACUCCACAACGCAUGAACCAGCUCCACAGAGGACUCAGUUCUGUGCACGCUAAGGUGGGUCGCGGCUAGGCAGUGCGCCUGCGCAGAACUGCUUCCGGCUUGAGGGACUACGCUUGCGCAUCUCCGCUUUUUCCGCUUUUCUCCAGCAGCAGCAAGGGCUCAAGGGUGCAGACUUGCAUCCUUACCAAUGGACCUGAUUGGUUUUGGUUAUGCAGCCCUUGUGACAAUUGGAAGUGUUUUAGGAUAUAAGCGAAGAGGUGGAGUUCCUUCUCUGAUUGCUGGGCUUUCUGUUGGACUUUUGGCUGGCUACGGAGCCUACCGUGUCUCCAAUGACAAACGGGAUGUCAAAGUGUCAUUGUUUACAGCUUUCUUCCUGGCCACCAUAAUGGGUGUGAGAUUUAAGAGGUCCAAGAAAGUAAUGCCUGCUGGUCUAGUUGCAGGCUUAAGCCUCAUGAUGAUCCUGAGACUUGCCCUGCUGCUGCUUUAGCAUCUAGAGAAGCUGAGAGCCAAACUCCCAGCAUGCUGUGCCUGGCCUGGCAGGUUCCUGCAUUGAAGUGAUUAUUUUAAAUACAUGGGAAAUGUCUUAUAUUGAAAUGAAAAUAAUGUCACUCUAAUAUUUAAAAAUCAUUGGCAAUGUUUAUUUGUUCCCCCCCCCAAUGCCUUUUUAUUUAAUGCACAGUUUUCAGAUGUUUCUGUUUGCUAAUCCUGCUCUUUGAUGUUUUGUUACAAGCUCAUUUGCUUUGUCUCUUUUAUAUCUGGAAAUUGGGGACUUGCAAUUUUCUGCUUUUGACAAUUCCAAACACUAUGACUAAAAUAAGUUAAAUAAGUUAACUGAAACCUGUCAGACAAUGGGAUUCCUGGGGUGGGCCACAGGAGUGUUAAUGAAUUCUAUGUUACUUUGUACUUGGGGGUUUUAUUUGUAUUAUUGGAGGUGGGGCGAAUUUGCAUAGAAGGAAUUCUAUUCUCAGCACAUCAGCGUCCUGACAGAAUGCACUCAGUGUUCAAAUAAAAUGCAUCUUAUUCUAA